AGCCAACAACAAAUCGCCAGGCUAGAGCGGAGUGGAAUAGCUCGUUAGUAUUCAUCGCAUCUGGAUUCUAGAAUCUAGAGCACACCGGAUCGCGGGUCCAGCCAUUUUCGGCUCGCUCGCCCGCUCUGCGCGUCGUUCGCCCCCAGAUCCACUCGAUCCAGCCAUUGUUUGGAAGAUUAGAGACCGGCUUUCUCAAUCGCGUUCGCCGAUCCCUGCUGCGAUUGCGUGAAGCUCGUUCUUCCUUCCCGUGUUUUCCCAGACUCGGUUCUCCUGAGCUCCCGUCACCCUUGUUGCGGAGCAGAGUGCAGCGAAGCUUUUCGGUUACGCGACACGUUAACAGUUGCUGGUGGUCUAGCCAUCCUGUCGAUUCUGAAGCUCUGAGCCAAGUCGUCCCCGCUAUUGACCUCCUCGAGAUCAUUCCUGUCGGGCUGAAGCCAUCCUGAUCAUAUCCAGAAUCCUACACUUACAAGGCGGGAGGAUUCUACGUUAUAACCGAAUUCGGAUCCGAUAUAAGGCGGCAUUCGAUGAGCUACACCAUAUCCCAGCAUGCGUACAUCAAGGCGACGCUGCACUCGAUCAAAUUCCCCUAUGCGCCGGUCCUCGGCGCCCUGAUAGGCAAGGUGCGGGGCGGCGGCAACACCGGCGGAGGAACGACAGAUACGGGGGAUGCUGCGGGGAGCGGGGGGAGCGCGGGGAGCGCGGGGAAGGCGGAGGUGGAGGUAGAGGAUGCGGUGCCUCUAUUCCAUGGCUGCCUGCUGCUCCCCAUGCUAGAGCUAGCGCUCAUGCAGGUGGAGGAGUACGCGUCAUCUCGCGGCAUGGCGGUGGUGGGGCUGUACGCCGCCAACGAGCGUGUGGACGCGGUGGAGCUGGCUGCGGGCACCAGACGCGUGGGAGACUGCAUCGCCAAGCACUGCAAGGACGCGUGCUGCCUGCUGCUGGACCCUAAGCUGAUGCAGCAGCUGCUGGGGACAGGCGCGGGGGCAGCAGCAAAGGGGAAGGAAGGCGGGCAAGGGGGAGGGGCAGGAGAGGCGGACUCGGACUCUGCAGCACCUGUGGAGGCACAUCACGCAUUUAAGUUGUACACGUGGGACUCAGCCCGCGUGUGGCGAUUCCAGAAGCCAGAGGCGGCAGGCGGAAGCACGGGAGCAGCCUCAAUGCGUGUGCGGCCGGCGACCGUGGCCGGCAUCCUUCGGAGCUAUCUGGAGGAGGGGCGGCAGUGGCGGCUAUGCGACUUUGAGGAGCACCUGGAAGAUGUGUCCAGGGAUUGGCGGAACUAUGAAGUGAUGGAGUGACGAAGGUGUUUUGCAGUGGAAAUAUACUGGACUAUAGUAGGCCCACGUUUUUUGGGUAUCUUCUAUUCAACCAGUCUAAGGGGCAUGUAUAGCAUGCGGCAGGCAUGACAAUGUGACCAAGGAUUGUCUCAUCCAUUCCCUGGUAAUUUUUUUGGCCAUGCAAUCUUUUAGAAGCCGUAAUAUUGAAGCUUAUAUACCUCGGGUUGUAUCCUUCAUUCUGUUUGAGUUACAGG
This is a messenger RNA of Closterium sp. NIES-67, 1525 nucleotides long. NCBI's taxonomy places the organism in Eukaryota, Viridiplantae, Streptophyta, Zygnematophyceae, Desmidiales, Closteriaceae. The record is from the annotation of a GenBank genome assembly.